Molecule: messenger RNA, 1563 nt
Organism: Conger conger (European conger)
Lineage: Eukaryota; Metazoa; Chordata; Actinopteri; Anguilliformes; Congridae
Product: poly(rC)-binding protein 4-like
Exons: 14
Coding region: 235-1563 (442 amino acids)
Biological process (GO): negative regulation of mRNA splicing, via spliceosome
Cellular component (GO): cytoplasm; nucleus
Molecular function (GO): mRNA binding
Source: RefSeq, a predicted model, not a curated record
CUGUCCGCCCAUAACCCCCCGCUUCGCUGUGGUCUGCCGUCGCACACUGACACCAGGAUUACUUCUGCGAGCAGCGUCCUACAAUGCAGGCAUCAAUCGGGGAUUUAUAGAGACAUCGGGAUUCGUCAUCUGGGCGUCUUUCCUCAAGACAACUCCGUAUGAAAACAGAUCAGUGAAGAGAGAGACAUCACCCGCCGCACGCCAGGACAUCGCCGUGCCAACGCCCAGGCGAAGAUGAACUGUGAGGAUUUUGGGGAGGGGGGGGUGAGCGUCACCCUGACGCUCCGACUGCUAAUGCACGGGAAGGAAGUGGGCAGCAUCAUUGGGAAGAAAGGAGAGACAGUGAAGAGAAUUCGAGAGGAGAGUGGAGCGCGGGUCAACAUCUCAGAAGGCUCCUGUCCUGAGAGGAUCAUCACCAUCACAGGGCCCACAGACUGCGUCUACACGGCCUUCAACAUGAUCACCUACAAACUGGAGGAGGACCUGGCGGCUCUGGUUGCCAACGGCACCGUCACCAGCAAACCGCCCGUCACCCUCAGACUGGUCAUCCCAGCCAGUCAGUGCGGCUCCCUCAUCGGCAAGGGCGGGUCCAAGAUCAAAGAGAUCAGAGAGGGAACGGGGGCGCAGAUCCAGGUGGCGGGGGACCUCCUGCCCAACUCCACCGAGCGGGCCGUGACAAUAUCGGGCACACAGGACGCCAUCGUGCAGUGCGUGAGACUCAUCUGUGCCGUCAUCCUGGAGUCCCCCCCCAAAGGCGCUACGAUUCCAUACCGCCCCGGCCCCUCCCCCGGAGCAGUACUCCUCCCAGGGAAUCAGGUGUACGAUGCGUCUGAGUUCGGGUCACACCCGCUUUACUCGGUGACGCAGGGGGGUCUGGACCUGCAGCAGGCGUACGCUAUACAGAACCAAUAUGGUAUUCCACAUUCAGAGCUAGCGAAGCUACAUCAGCUCUCUCUGCAGCAGGGUAUGGGAGCUGUGGCCCAAUCAUCAGCCUCAGUUCUUUCUGGAAUGGAUCCAUCAGGGUCCCAAACAACCUCACAAGAGCUCCUGAUCCCCAAUGACCUGAUUGGCUCCAUCAUCGGGCGGCAGGGCACGAAGAUCAGUGAGAUCCGGCAGGUGUCCGGGGCGCAGAUUAAGAUCGGCAGCCAGCUGGACGGCGGCAGCGACAGGCUGGUCAGCAUCACCGGCACGGCCCUCAGCAUCGGCCUGGCCCAGUACCUCAUCACCUCCUGUCUAGAGACGGCGAAGUCCACCGCUCUGUCCUCCGCUCCCCUGGACCUGGGCGUGGCGUUCAGCCCGCCCCCCCCCGCGGUGGGGCCCAGCCCGGCGGCGCUGGCGGUCCUGGGCGGCGUCCCCCACGGGCCGAUGCUGGGGGCCCCCUACGGCCUGCCGCUGUCCAGCCUCCUGGGCGUCAAGUCCGUCCCCUUCCUGGCUCUCUCGGCCCCCGCGGGCACGCCCGCUGCCAUGAGCCCCGCCCACGCGGCCGCGCUGGCCUACACGGCCAAGAUCUCCUCCAUCAACGGCAUCAAGAAGCCGGAGAGACAGAAGUUCGCACCCUACUGA